Lepus europaeus (European hare) is the source of this 4883-nucleotide messenger RNA. It is a transcript of the gene PCDH19, whose product is annotated as protocadherin 19. Gene Ontology annotation, molecular function: calcium ion binding. The transcript is spliced from 6 exons. Bases 1 to 3447 code for a protein of 1148 amino acids. NCBI's taxonomy places the organism in Eukaryota, Metazoa, Chordata, Mammalia, Lagomorpha, Leporidae. Gene Ontology annotation, cellular component: plasma membrane. The record is from RefSeq and is a predicted model, not a curated record. Gene Ontology annotation, biological process: homophilic cell-cell adhesion.
AUGGAGUCUCUCCUGCUGCCGGUGUUGCUGCUGCUGGCCGUUUUGUGGACGCAGGCGGCCGCUCUCAUUAACCUCAAAUACUCGGUAGAAGAGGAGCAGCGCGCCGGGACGGUGAUAGCCAACGUGGCCAAGGACGCACGGGAGGCGGGCUUCGCGUUGGACCCCCGGCAGGCCUCGGCCUUCCGCGUGGUGUCCAACUCGGCUCCUCACCUGGUGGACAUCAACCCCAGUUCCGGCCUGCUGGUCACUAAGCAGAAGAUCGACCGAGACCUCCUGUGUCGCCAGAGUCCCAAGUGCAUCAUCUCGCUAGAGGUCAUGUCCAGUUCAAUGGAGAUCUGCGUGAUUAAGGUGGAGAUCAAGGACUUGAACGACAACGCGCCCAGUUUCCCGGCGGCACAGAUCGAGUUGGAGAUCUCGGAGGCGGCCAGCCCGGGCACGCGCAUCCCGCUGGACAGCGCCUAUGAUCCGGACUCGGGCAGUUUUGGCGUGCAGACUUAUGAGCUCACGCCCAAUGAGCUGUUCGGCCUGGAGAUCAAGACGCGUGGCGACGGUUCACGCUUUGCCGAACUAGUGGUGGAGAAGAGCCUGGACCGUGAGACACAGUCGCACUACAGCUUUCGCAUCACUGCACUCGACGGCGGCGACCCGCCGCACCUGGGCACUGUUGGCCUCAGCAUCAAGGUGACCGACUCCAAUGACAACAACCCGGUGUUUGGCGAGUCCACCUACGCGGUGAGUGUGCCAGAGAACUCGCCUCCAAACACACCUGUCAUCCGCCUCAAUGCCAGCGACCCAGACGAGGGCACCAACGGCCAGGUGGUGUACUCCUUCUACGGCUACGUGAAUGACCGUACACGGGAGCUUUUCCAGAUUGACCCACAUAGCGGCCUGGUCACUGUCACAGGUGCCCUAGACUACGAAGAGGGCCACGUGUAUGAACUGGACGUGCAAGCCAAGGACCUGGGACCCAACUCCAUCCCGGCACACUGCAAAGUCACCGUCAGCGUUCUGGACACGAACGACAACCCGCCGGUCAUCAACCUGCUGUCGGUCAACAGCGAGCUUGUGGAGGUGAGCGAGAGCGCCCCCCCGGGCUACGUGAUUGCACUAGUGCGGGUGUCUGAUCGCGACUCCGGCCUCAAUGGACGCGUACAGUGCCGUUUGCUGGGCAACGUGCCCUUUCGGCUGCAGGAGUACGAGAGUUUCUCCACUAUCCUGGUGGACGGACGGCUGGAUCGCGAGCAACACGAUCAGUACAACCUCACGAUUCAGGCCCGCGACGGCGGCGUGCCCAUGCUGCAGAGUGCCAAGUCCUUUACGGUGCGUAUCACUGACGAGAACGACAACCACCCCCACUUCUCCAAGCCUUACUACCAAGUCAUCGUGCAGGAGAACAACACGCCCGGCGCUUAUCUGCUCUCCGUGUCUGCCCGCGACCCCGACCUGGGUCUCAACGGCAGUGUCUCCUACCAGAUUGUGCCGUCGCAGGUGCGGGACAUGCCUGUCUUCACCUACGUCUCCAUUAACCCCAACUCGGGUGAUAUCUACGCACUGCGAUCCUUCAACCACGAGCAGACCAAGGCGUUCGAGUUCAAGGUGCUAGCCAAAGACGGCGGCCUGCCCUCGCUGCAGAGUAAUGCCACAGUGCGAGUCAUCAUCCUCGACGUUAAUGAUAAUACCCCAGUCAUCACGGCCCCGCCCCUGAUCAAUGGCACUGCCGAGGUCUACAUCCCCCGAAACUCUGGCAUAGGCUACCUGGUGACCGUUGUCAAGGCAGACGACUACGACGAGGGCGAAAACGGCCGAGUCACCUAUGACAUGACCGAGGGUGACCGCGGCUUCUUUGAAAUAGACCAAAUCAAUGGCGAAGUCAGAACCACCCGCACCUUCAGCGAGAGCUCCAAGGCUUCCUAUGAGCUUAUUGUGGUGGCCCACGACCAUGGCAAGACAUCUCUCUCUGCCUCUGCACUGGUCCUUAUCUACCUGUCACCUGCUCUCGAUGCCCAAGAAUCAAUGGGCUCGGUGAACCUGUCGCUGAUUUUCAUUAUAGCCCUGGGCUCCAUUGCCGGCAUCCUCUUUGUCACUAUGAUCUUCGUGGCAAUCAAGUGCAAGCGAGACAACAAAGAGAUCCGGACCUACAACUGCAGUAAUUGUUUAACCAUCACUUGUCUCCUCGGCUGUUUUAUAAAAGGACAAAACAGCAAGUGUCUGCAUUGCAUCUCAGUUUCUCCCAUUAGCGAGGAGCAAGACAAAAAGGCAGAGGAGAAAGUGAGCCUAAGGGGAAAGAGAAUCGCUGAGUACUCCUAUGGGCAUCAAAAGAAAUCAAGCAAGAAGAAAAAAAUCAGUAAGAAUGACAUCCGCCUGGUACCCCGGGAUGUGGAGGAGACAGACAAGAUGAACGUUGUCAGUUGCUCCUCCCUGACCUCCUCCCUCAACUAUUUCGACUACCACCAGCAGACGCUGCCCCUGGGCUGCCGCCGCUCUGAGAGCACUUUCCUGAACGUGGAGAACCAGAAUACCCGCAAUACCAGCGCUAACCACAUCUACCAUCACUCUUUCAACAGCCAGGGCCCCCAGCAGCCAGACCUGAUCAUCAAUGGCGUGCCUCUGCCCGAGACUGAAAACUAUUCUUUUGACUCCAACUACGUGAACAGCCGAGCCCAUUUAAUCAAAAGCAGCUCCACCUUCAAGGACUUAGAGGGCAACAGCCUGAAGGAUAGUGGACAUGAAGAGAGUGACCAGACUGACAGCGAACAUGAUGUCCAGCGGAGCCUGUAUUGUGAUACUGCUGUCAAUGAUGUGCUAAACACCAGUGUGACCUCCAUGGGAUCUCAGAUGCCUGACCAUGAUCAGAAUGAAGGAUUUCAUUGCAGGGAAGAAUGCCGGAUUCUUGGCCACUCUGACAGGUGCUGGAUGCCUCGGAACCCCAUGCCAACCCGCUCCAAGUCCCCUGAGCACGUGAGGAACAUCAUCGCACUGUCCAUUGAGGCUACUGCUGCCGACGUUGAGGCUUACGACGACUGCGGCCCCACCAAGCGGACUUUUGCAACCUUUGGGAAAGAUGUCAGCGACCACCCGACAGAGGAGAGGCCCACCCUGAAAGGCAAGAGGACUGUGGAUGUGACCAUCUGCAGCCCCAAGGUCAACGGCGCUAUCCGGGAGGCCGGCAAUGGCUGUGAGGCUAUUAGCCCCAUCACCUCCCCUCUCCACCUCAAGAGCCCUCUGCCUACCAAGCCUUCUGUGUCUUACACCGUUGCCCUGGCUCCCCCAGCCCGUGAUCUGGAGCAGUAUGUCAACAGUGUCAACAAUGGCCCUUCUCGCCCCUCUGAAGCUGAGCCCCGUGGAGCUGACAGCGAGAAAGUCAUGCAUGAGGUCAACCCCAUUCUGAAGGAGGGUCGUGACAAAGAGUCCCCUGGCGUGAAGCGUCUGAAGGAUAUCGUUCUCUAAAUCAGUCUUGGGGAAGAAGAGAAAGAAACCACGCUGGCUAGCGAAGAAGCAGGAGCUGCUCGUUUUAAUUUGCUCAGCAAUGGUUGGUUCUUGAGUGGCUGUAUUUCAGAGCUUUGCCUAAAUGAGUUGUUAAUAAAUGACUAUCAUUCUGUGACAAUCCCUCUCGUUUCAACAGGCAGCAGGGGUGUUCAGUUGGAGCAAAUUAGCUUUGGUUUGAGUUGUUCAUGGGGCCUUGAUGUUGGGGAAACAGAGACAAAUUCAAUUGUGAAAAGUAUUAUGUAUUAAGUGUUUGAAUUUAUAUAUUUUUCUAUGUCAAAAUUAUAAUAUAAAUUACCAUUGUUUGUGGAGGAUUACAUUAAAAAAAGCAAAAGUCAAAAAAAAAAAAAAGCUCUGGACACCUUUAGUAAGCUCGCCACUGUUUUUCGUAGUGUAGACAAGUUAAUGGUCAUCUAUUGUGUACUAUUCAUUGACUCAGUGAUGUGAAAUUGAGCCCCUAAAAGGUUGUCUCUGAAGCUCCAGUACUUUCCAAUGCCGCUACUUUGCUGUGGACACCCCUGCUUUAAGAACCCUUUUGCUAGCUGUGCUAUUGUUGUAUUUGAUAUUGCAAAUUGCUAUGUGUGUGGUGAUGGCAAAAGGCUUUUAAAGAUUGGUGUUUUUUUUCUUAAAAAAAUAAUAAAACUACAGACAAAAACUAAGUGCAAACAGCUGAGACAGCAAAUGAAUGAGCAACACCACACAUAUAGAUUGAGUACUUGGAGAAUACUCACGUUUUUUAACCCAUGGAGUGAUUGCUCACCACCUUGCAAAGUAUUUUUCCUGCCUUUCAGUCUUCUGCCUAGGCCCAUGGUAGAUCAUUGCAGAAGGUCGUUUUGGAUAUGCUGCUAUCUAAUUUGCAGCUGUCAGAAAUACUGUGGUGAAACUUUUAAGAGAUCCAUUUUUGUAAUUUUCAGGCCCUGAACAGGAAAGUUGUUCCUGAAGUUAUCGGUUUCCAGGCUUAGAAAUCCCCUGUCUUCAGUCAUUUAAAACUCAAAAUGACUGGCUCUAUUUUGAGAUCUAAAUUAGCAUCUCUUCAGACACGUACUUCCUGAUUCAGUGUUUCCCAAUCAUGAUUGGAAUUCUACUGUAAAGCAAGUCAUGGGCUGGAAUUGAGAACUCCAUGUUGCUCUGUAUCUUAGUCUUAUAAAUAACCAACGAGUAAGCAGUACAAAAUGUACAUUUAGGAAAAGACAGGUAACACGUAACAAGCAACAGCAUCACAAAUUCAAUUCCCGUGCCUUCUAAAUGGAGACACUCAGACACUUGAACUCGUCUUUUUUAUGACUAGUACUUUUUUUGAUUAAAAAUGUGAACAGGAAACUCUUAAAAUAAAAACCCUUUACAUUUAGCUAACUCUUUUUUCUGUAGACUAGGACUAUAACUUUUUUUUUAUUAUUAUU